Messenger RNA from Thermothelomyces thermophilus ATCC 42464, 1095 nucleotides. RefSeq lists its product as uncharacterized. The transcript is spliced from 2 exons. Bases 1 to 1095 code for a protein of 364 amino acids. The record is from RefSeq and is a predicted model, not a curated record. Lineage: Eukaryota; Fungi; Ascomycota; Sordariomycetes; Sordariales; Chaetomiaceae.
AUGGAUACAGCUCAAGAUGGCGACAAAGAAGCAGACGGGAUGCUACGAGCCCUGAUCCAGCGAUUGAGCGAUCAGAUCGACACCAUGGACAAGUCGGUCAGUCAUGCGCAGCUCACCAGUGUGGCCGAGCAGCUGGAGGCAUCUCUCAUCCAGGUCCAGCGGCUACAGGAGCGACUUCGGGCAUCGCUCAGCCGAUCUCUGGAGCACGAGCAGGCGGCAAAGAGAAAAGCCGUGGCCAUGAGAGAUAUUUCCGAAGGCUUCAGAGCCCUGGGUCGUCUGGAGACGAAGGUGGACGCGGUCAGCGCCAAGAUCGGCGAGCAUCUUAACACAUGCAAAGCCCACAAGAUUGACCUCAACAGACGCAUCGCAGCUCUCCAGGAAACGUUGGCGGAGACGAGAGAUCAUGGCAAUGCCGAGACGGCAAAGAAGUCCGCGCAAGAGUCCGCGGAAGCCACAACAGCGUCGACACAACUUCAUAUUACUACGGGUCGCCCUGCGCCUCGCACAGCAUCCUCCAACUCCGCCGAUGUAAACACUCCCAACACGGUCAACGACGCGACGCGGGCGAGCAACGCACUGGUCCGCACAGGACCAGCGCCUUCUCCGGUUCACGCGGCGCGCAAGCGGAAGAGAAGAAGAAGGCAGGGCAAGAGCGAGUUAUCCGUCCCAAACGCCGCGGACCUGCUCCCUAGCGACGAUCACCGGCGAAAGAUCAGCGAGCUCGCUGCCAUGCCUCGGCUCGACUGCCAGAUAGCGAACGAGGUGCUGAGCUGCCUCCUGCCGUGCCCCGACGGGGGUCUCUGGGAUGCGAACCGGAUCCAUGACUGCGUCCGGUCGCUCUCGACGGGCGAGUCGGGGACCAAGAAGGUGACCUGGCUGGGGAGAAGAAUGCUCCUGCUCUGGGACCGGAGCCAUGACGGGUGGUUCUGUGCGGUGCACGCGCCGGCCGACCGCAGCGACCCCGUGGACCCCGACGGGAGGUGCGGCUCGUGCCUCCCUCGUACCUGGUGCGUCCAACUGAGAAGGGCGGCGCUCACGGGCCUGUUGAGGCGGUACUGCUAUGCCCGGGUGUGUGCAACAGAACACGGGAAGUGA